Fimicolochytrium jonesii is the source of this 1291-nucleotide messenger RNA. RefSeq lists its product as uncharacterized. NCBI's taxonomy places the organism in Eukaryota, Fungi, Chytridiomycota, Chytridiomycetes, Spizellomycetales, Powellomycetaceae. The record is from RefSeq and is a predicted model, not a curated record. The transcript is spliced from 2 exons. The coding region runs from base 399 to 1250 and encodes 283 amino acids.
GCGGAUAUGAGAACAACAUCUGGUUGCGGCAAAGGACUUUACUCGGAGCCCGCAAUCAAAGCUCGCGGAGACGGCAUCAGCCUUCAGGAAUUUGAUCAGCAUCUAGGCGAGGUCGCCAAAGCGUACGAUCAAAUGCGGAUCGAGGAUCCUUGGUUCGUGCCGAACGUUUUCUCCUCAAGCGCUCGCUGGGCCCCACCUGUUCAAGACACGCCGGGAUUCCUGUUGAGCUGCGACUAUGAAGAACGCCAAGCUUUCAUAAGCGUCAACGUUAGCUUGCCCGACGUCCGUCCUCAAGCUUUCGUUGGGAGCAUGAAGGACUUUGCGCGUCGCAGCCUUGGAGAGGACCUCGUUGCCGAUGUUCCUGAUGACCAGCUUGGCAUGGAGACGGCGUGAACCCUAUGACGCAGCGCAUCUCUGAUGGAAGUACCACCAUUCCUGCGAUGCUAUUCCACUCCCUUGCGACAUGGACUGGUCAAAAUGAAGUGGGUUCACCGGUCGUCAUGGUGAAAAUGAUGGCCGUUGCGCUCCUAUUCGACGAAUGGGUCACUUUCCUUCCGAAAGAUGUUAAGGGUGUGGUACGUGAAGGAACCGCUUUGUUCCGUGGACACACUUGUCAGAUCGUCGAAAGAGGCUUCCAAUGGCCUUGGCGAUUGUACAUCAUUUCAUUCUUUGACCGAUACAUCAAAAACGACAAGAACACCUGCGUGGGCGAGUACACCCGCGCCUUACCGUAUGGCAUCAUCGAUGACUUGAAUGGAGUCACCCACAAUGAGUUGUUCAAGGACAUCCGCUGCCUCGGAGGUACCACGCUCCCGACCACACUGCUGACGAUGAUGACCAACUUCCAAGACCCGUCACCGAACCUCAUCGUCCGACAGCACGCGUGCGUUCAAGUGGGACCCGUGUCAAUGAUCGCCCUAGCCUUACCCCUCCUCGCCCUCCUUGUUCUCACGGCGGUCGUCCUGAUACAUCGGCUGCCAAUAUUGCAUACUGCUCUGCGUCAACUUCCGGAUGGCCAGCUGCAAUGGGCACCCGUCGCGGUGGAGGAAGCUCACACCAUGACGACGACUCCGCAAAUCCGAUCGGACACCUUGAAAACUCCGAUCCUUAUCUCCAAACAACACGCCGGUGGAGUUCGUUUGUCACAUCGGACCGAAAGGCAGGCGCCUCCGCCGCAGUUCUAUGCAGUGGCUGCGGCGAACCGAAGCUGGACGUAUCAAUCCCUGGAAAUCAUCGAAACUGAAGGUUGACUUCGGAACUGAACAUUUUCGAGCAGGAUUAGGAGGGCACC